Molecule: messenger RNA, 2355 nt
Organism: Linum tenue
Lineage: Eukaryota; Viridiplantae; Streptophyta; Magnoliopsida; Malpighiales; Linaceae
Source: the annotation of a GenBank genome assembly
CCGCUUUCACUCCGUUCCCUCAUUUCCUCGUCCUCUAUUUCUUCUUCUUCUUCUUCCAUUCUUCCGCGGCCCAAUGUAACACAUGUAUUAGAAUGUAAGGGGAAGAAGUACAAGGACCAUAAGUGUAAAUGGCCAAUAGUAUAUAGGUACAGCUGUAACAGUCUAACGGUCAUAAGAAAAUCCACAACAAACUUUCCCUCUCACUCUCUCUCUCUCUCUCUCUCUCUCUCUUCUCUGCCUUUCUCUCUUCUUCUUCCUUGCCGAGGCUACUUUCCGAUCCAGAUCACCACACCCAAAUCCCGAUUAUACCCUUCCUCUCUCGGGAAAUCCCACUUCCCGCCUUCCUUCGCAUGCCGUCGCUGCUGCGUCAGCUCGUGUAGUAGCGACAGAGUCUCCAUGGAAUCCGCCACGUCGUCCGUCGACGCCGUGACGGCCGAUUUCAAGAACCAGAGCCUGAGCGCCGAGGGGAAUGGCGCGGGGAAGACUGGAGGAUUGAGGCUCGAGGAUCUCAAUUGGGACAAUUCGUUCGUCAAGAUAUUGCCCGGGGAUCCGAGAAGCGAUCCACUUCCUCGUCAGUUAGGGGUUUUUUAUUUUGCUUUCGAAGCGUUUCAGGUUUAUCAUGCUUGUUAUACGAAAGUUAGCCCUUCGGCGGAGGUGGAGAAUCCGCAGCUGGUUGCCUGGUCAGAGUCAGUUGCUCGGUUGCUUGAUUUGGAGUUAGAGGAGUUUGAAAGACCAGAUUUCCCACUGUACUUCUCAGGGGCAUCGCUUAUGGCUGGCUCGGUGCCAUAUGCUCAGAACUAUGGAGGGCAUCAGUUUGGAAGCUGGGCUGGUCAGUUGGGUGAUGGUAGGGCAAUAACCCUAGGGGAGGUCCUGAACUCCAAGUCCGAAAGAUGGGAGCUGCAGCUCAAGGGUGCUGGAAAGACUCCAUACAGCCGAUUUGCUGAUGGUCUUGCAGUGUUGCGGAGUAGUGUUCGAGAGUUCCUUUGCAGUGAGGCAAUGCACCACCUGGGGAUCCCAACCACCCGUGCACUUUCUCUUGUGACGACUGGGAAAUUCGUUACCCGGGAUAUGUUUUAUGAUGGCAAUCCCAAGGAUGAACCUGGUGCUAUUGUUUGCAGAGUGGCCCCAUCAUUUCUACGAUUUGGUUCGUACCAACUACAUGCUUCCAGAGGGAAAGAGGAUCUUGAAAUAGUUAGGGCUCUGGCGGACUAUGCGAUUAAGCACAAUUUCCCUCAUAUUGAGAAUAUGACUCAAAGUGAGAGCUUGUCUUUUACUACUGGGGAAGAUGAGGAUUCUGUUGUUGAUCUAACUGCCAAUAAAUACGCUGCAUGGGCAGUGGAGAUCUCUGAACGCAGUGCUUCCUUGUUUGCAAGAUGGCAGGGAGUGGGUUUUACACACGGAGUGCUCAACACCGACAACAUGAGCAUACUCGGUCUGACCAUUGAUUACGGUCCAUUUGGUUUCUUGGAUGCUUUUGACCCUAGUUUUACCCCAAACACGACAGAUCUUCCUGGAAGGAGGUACUGUUUUGCGAAUCAACCCGAUGUUGGUCUAUGGAACAUUGCUCAGUUCGGAGCUGCUCUCUCUGCUGCUGGGUUGAUAAACGAGAAGGAAGCAAACUAUGCCAUGGAAAGGUAUGGGACUAAGUUCAUGGAUGAGUAUCAAGCUAUAAUGACGAGGAAACUCGGCAUUCCCAAGUACAACAAGCAGUUGAUUGGUAAGCUACUGAACAACAUGGCUGUGGAUAAAGUCGAUUACACCAAUUUCUUCCGGACGCUCUCCAACCUCAAAGCUGAUCCAAAUCUCCCGGAGGAUGAACUGUUGGUUCCAUUGAAGUCUGUGCUGUUGGAUAUUGGCAAGGAGCGGAAAGAGGCAUGGACUACCUGGGUGCAGUCGUACAUUCAAGAGCUCGCUGCCAGUGGCAUUUCAGACGAGGAGAGGAAAGUGCAGAUGAAUUCAGUAAACCCAAAGUACAUCCUCCGAAACUACUUGUGCCAGACAGCCAUCGAUGCAGCCGAAGUGGGAGACUACUCGGAGGUGAGAAGGCUGCUGAAGCUAGUCGAGCGUCCAUAUGAUGAGCAGCCCGGAAUGGAGAAGUAUGCUCGUUUGCCUCCAGCUUGGGCUUACCGGCCGGGGGUUUGCAUGCUUUCUUGCUCUUCCUGAGCGCUGUUUUUUGUAGCUUGUUAAAAGUGUGACGAGAAAGGGGAGUCUUGUUUUGUUUUGUUGUACUCUGUACAUAACAUACUUGGAAAGUUGGAAUGCUCCGCAUAUUUUGAAGGCAAAGUAUGAAUCUCUGGAAAUGGUAGUAUGUAUCUGUAUUUCAGGAAAUGGCAAGUCUGAAUCUCAAUUCUCAGG